AUGAGAUAUACCGGCCUGUUCUGCCUUGGGUUCUUGCUUCCAAUUGCUUCUGCCCUCGGCGAUUGGGACCCGAAUGUCCAAACUGUGACCAUCCAACUCGCCAACGAUCAUUCUGGAGCCAACGCCAACAAGUGUAUCCCGGUCGACGGCAAAAAGUACCCCGUCAGCUCUUUCUGGGGCAACACCGCACUCUCCCAACACGGGGGAAUCUACGCCACGAGCGGCCAGCUCGUCGCUUUCAAGCAGAACACAGCCUGUACCAUCGAAUGUCCCCACGGUGAUUUGGGAUUCAACUCCAGAAAGACUUGGCUGUCCUUCGCACAAGGACAGGUUGUGAACUUGCAGGACGCUAAAGUCUCGUGUCAAGAGAAGAAGUGA
Penicillium canescens is the source of this 378-nucleotide messenger RNA. RefSeq lists its product as uncharacterized. The record is from RefSeq and is a predicted model, not a curated record. The coding region runs from base 1 to 378 and encodes 125 amino acids. The transcript has a single exon. NCBI's taxonomy places the organism in Eukaryota, Fungi, Ascomycota, Eurotiomycetes, Eurotiales, Aspergillaceae.